Molecule: messenger RNA, 3670 nt
Organism: Trichechus manatus latirostris (Florida manatee)
Lineage: Eukaryota; Metazoa; Chordata; Mammalia; Sirenia; Trichechidae
Gene: TAGAP
Product: T cell activation RhoGTPase activating protein
Exons: 9
Coding region: 745-2907 (720 amino acids)
Biological process (GO): regulation of Rho protein signal transduction; signal transduction
Molecular function (GO): GTPase activator activity
Source: RefSeq, a predicted model, not a curated record
CUCACCAGUGGAUUAGUCGCAGCCCAGGGUCAUGCUGUUUUGCCUCUUUUCCCCAGCUCACCAGAGGUGAAAGAACUCUGGCUCAAGACCCUCCGAGGGUAAGUACUAUAAAUUACCACGAACAGAAAACAAACUGCCUAGCAGAUGGCAGGUCAUGAAGCUCCUGUCAAGAGAAAACAGCUGUCCGGUGGGACAAGUAUGCAACGGGGUUACAAAGCCGACAGAUUUGCUUCACUGUCAAGUCUGCUUCUCGGGGCAGGAACCCUGCAAAUGUUGUCUUUGUUUUACGUUAACCCUAACGAGCAUCCUGGAAAUAAGUUUUUUUCCUUUUUUGGAUUAAAAACCAAAUCCAUGCAAAGCGCUUACUGCAGUGCUUGACGCAUGCAUAGUGAGCACUCACAAAAAAAGUUAGUUGUGAUUGUAAUGCUAUUCAGAUUCUCUCUUGAUGGCAAUGUAAUAAACGAAUAACACAUUUUGGAAUGGUGAAUAGAUCAGGUUUAAAUAAUUUAGAAAUAAGGGUGUUCAGGUACUGUUCUUAGUAGUUUAAGACAUCUGGUAACCUGUAAGUCACUUUAAACGAGAAGUUUUCUAAUAGUUUGAAAUUUUGUGUUUUGACAAAGUGGCACGGAAACUGACCAGCUUCUUAGGUGCGUGCAUCCUAACUCUUUUCCAUACUGAUUGGUUGUAGGCAGAACCACGGUCGCAGGAGCUCAGUUCAUCACUGGACAGUCAGCCCAGCCCCUAAUGAAGGUGAUAAGUAGCUGCAAUUCUUCAAAAACACUAAAUGCCGAUAAUAUGGAGACAUUAAUCGGAUGUCAACCAGAGGGUGAUGUCAAGGAACUUCCUCUGCUGGCAUCAUGUGAGAGUGAAGAUAGUAUUUGCCAGCUAAUUGAAAUCAAGAAGAGAAAGAAGGUGUUACCCUGGCCUUUUCUCAUGAGAAGGCUUUCCUCUUCAUCAGAUUUUUCUGGGGCUUUGGAGCCAGAAAUGAAAGCAUCACUGUUUGACCAGCCCUUGUCGGCCAUCUGUGGCGAGGAUGAUACACUCCCCAGACCCAUUCAGGAUAUCCUUACUAUUCUAUGCAUGAAAGGCCCUUCAACUGAAGGAAUAUUCCGGAAAGCUGCCAAUGAGAAAGCCCGCAAAGAGCUUAAGGAAGAGCUCAACUCAGGAGGCAUGGUGGACCUGGAAAGCCGCCCCGUGCACCUACUGGCUGUGGUUUUUAAGGACUUCCUGCGGAGUAUCCCCCUGAAGCUGCUGUCCAGCGACCUGUUUGAGGAGUGGAUGGGCGCCCUAGAUAGGCAGAGUGAGGAGGACAGAAUCGACGCCCUCAAACAGGUGGCAGAUAAACUCCCCCGGCCCAAUCUCGUGCUGCUCAAGCACUUGGUCUCCGUGCUCUACCUGAUCAGCAAGAACUCCGACACCAACAAGAUGGACUCCAGCAAUCUUGCCAUCUGCAUCGGACCCAACAUGCUGACCCUAGAGAAUGACCAAAACCUGUCAUUUGAAGCCCGGAAAGACUUGAACAAUAAGGUUAAGACUCUGGUGGAAUUCCUCAUCGAUAACUGCCUUGAGGUCUUUGGGGAAAACACACCGGCGCCUUCCAGCACUGCUUCCGACGACUCCUUGGAGCACACAGACAGUUCAGACGUGUCGACCCUGCUGAAUGACUCGGCCUACGACAGCACAGACCCUGAUGUCGAUGCCCACAGUGUCAUCAGCUCCCAGAGCAGGCAGCCCCCAGGGCCCGCCACGAUGGCCGCCAGCGUGGACAACAGGGAGCCACAGUACCCGUGUGAGUCAGGCCUGAAGCCCAUUAUCAGCACUGUCGCCAGGCUGAAAGGCUCAAUCGAUCAACCAGACAGGAGGUAUUCAGAACCCAACAUGUCGUCCUCACAAGAGUACCUUGAGAACCGGAUAACGAGCCAAAAGCUUACCAAGAGUGAGGAUAACUUCACCAUGCCCCUGGUGGGCUCUAGUUUUGAAAGUGAGGACACUGGAGACCCAUUUCCAGAGGAGGUUUUCCCUGCAGUAGAAGGCAAACCCAAAAGAUCACUGGACCUGAGGGCAAAGAGCGUGACUCAGGGGCCACGGGGACUGUUACUUAAGGCCUUCUCCAGCGGCUCCCUGGAUGUCUCCUCCGACAGCUCCCCCAUUGUUUCUCCUUCCAGUCCCAAAAGAAAUUUCUUCACCAGACACCAGUCCUUCACCACAAAGACUGACAGAGGUAAGCCCAACAGAGAAAUAAAAAAGCACUCCACAUCAUUCUCCUUUGCCCCUCACAAAAGAGGGCAGACCAAAACCACCAGCUGUGGGUCUGGGAAGUACAAAGGCUUUCCCAGAGACCAAGUGAAGAAGAGUUUUAAGAAAGAAAGCCAGCUUGCUGGCCGCAUCAUCCAGGAAAGCUGGUCUGAAACCCACAGCCAAACAGCUCUGGACUUCAGCUCAAGAGCCUAUGCCUUCUCAGUUGAUGACGUGUUUCAACAAGUGGAUCAGAGAAUUCCUGGAAGCCCACCAUCUUAUGAAGAGGCUGUUCAGUGCCAGGCAUUUGAACUCGCUGCCUACAGAGGCCAAACAGUCCGAAGUAUGAGGGCAAGAAUGCUCAGUCAAGACGCCAUACGACCACCUCUCCUACCUUCUCACCAUGGAGGGGACUCAAACACAUGCAGUAAAGAGUCACCAAGUGGGCACAGACUUUCUCCUGUGACUGGGGGUUGGAAACAGAGCAGGACUGUGUGUGCUUCUGUGGAGACUAAAGAGGAAGUGACUGUACCAGGGAGAUCUGCCCUUUACCGGCUGAGAACUGUGUCUGAAUCCAUACAAAAGAACAAGCAGGACUAUUUAGUAAGGCGGUGUAGUCAGCCAGUCUUUGAGGCUGAUCAACUCCAAUAUGCUAGAGAAUCCUACAUUUAGGAAGGCGGGCCAUGAGCAUGACAGAGCUUAUGGUAUUCCUGUAAAUAUGUGACUGUAAAGAACUGCUUUUAGAUUGUUUUGAAAAAAGUCAAGAAUAAGCUCCUUCAGAAAAGUUGUGUGGAACCUUCCUCAGAGAGGAUAACCACACAACGGCACCCAGGUUGAGUCUGUGUGUGCCUGAAUUUGUGCAAUAUGUAACAAGUGUAUAAAAUGUAUUCUCCACAAUGUGUUUAUGUGGACAUAAACGUGUAUAUACUUGAGGUAAACUGCACUGCAGUUCUUUGCCUCCUGGGGCACUUUCUUUUGUUUAGUGUUUAAAAAUAACCUUUUCUUCUCUUUAUGUUGCCUCAAAUGUCACUGCCAAUUUUCACGUUUUCCACAAACUCCAUUCAGGGAAAAAUGUUUAAAUCUCUGAUAGAAGUUGACUCUACUAAGCAGCUUCCUGAUAACUAACCACCACAGUACAAGAAAGAAACAGACAGCACUGAAGUUCUCAAAGGCAUCACAAAUGCGAGUAAAAGAAAAGGCUAUAAUUAAAAUUAUGAAAAAUAAUCAAAUAUGUCUUUUAAUCCUCAAAAUUAAAUUUGGGUAGAUUAAUGAAAAUGCAUUGCAUUACUAUUAACCCAUUUAUAGCACUUUGAAUUUCUUUGUCAUUGAAUGAUGUCUUACCCAAUAGUGUGAAGGUAAACAUUAUAUAUGCAUUGGGGGUCCUGUAAAACUUCGAUGUAAUUUCACUACAAUAAAUAGCCUUCCUUGUUUGAAA